Molecule: messenger RNA, 989 nt
Organism: Penaeus chinensis
Lineage: Eukaryota; Metazoa; Arthropoda; Malacostraca; Decapoda; Penaeidae
Product: Ca(2+)/calmodulin-responsive adenylate cyclase-like
Exons: 3
Coding region: 108-989 (293 amino acids)
Biological process (GO): cAMP biosynthetic process; adenylate cyclase-activating G protein-coupled receptor signaling pathway
Molecular function (GO): adenylate cyclase activity
Source: RefSeq, a predicted model, not a curated record
UUUUUGAAAUGGCGUUCUUUUCUUUGCAGGUGUGAUGAGGUUGAGGAGCAGGCGCGGGCGGGGAGCAGCGCGGGGGCCGUGUAGGUGCUGAGGCUCGCACCGUCAGGAUGGACCACAGCGUGAAGGCCAUGACGCCACACCGGAAGGUGGCCUUCUCCCGGCUCUGCCACCGCCACCGCUUCGAGAAUGACGAGCUCGAGAACCUUUACCGCCGCUACACUCUCAAGCUGCAGCAGGCGAGCGUGGCCGCGGCUGCCGCCCUCCUGCUUACCCUGUCGCUCCUGCUGGCGGCUCUGCACGUGACCUACGCCCAGGUCGCGGCGCCCGCGCCCAUCACCCUGCUGGCCCUGGCGGUGGUGCUGGCCGCUCUGCUGGUCGUGCUACACUCCCGCGUCAUGAGACACUCUUACCUGCUGCCCACCUGCUACCUUCUGUUGGCCCUGGGCGCCAUCCUGGUUGCCCUGGCCCUCCCUCUGCCCUCGGGCUGGGGCUGGGUGGGCUGGCAGUCCAUCCCGACGGCCGGCCAGGGGGUCUGGCAUGCGACCUUUGUGGCGUUCCUCGUCUACGCCCUCACGCCCGUCUCCACGCCGCUGGCCCUCACCUACGGUGUCGUGCUGCCGGCCGGCCAGACCGCCCUGGCGGCCACGCUCGCCACCACCUUCACGCACUUCCACUGGCAACAGCUGGUGGCCAACAGCGUGGUGGCGGCGGCCGUGAACGUGGCGGGCGUGUGGCUGCACCAGAUGAUGGAGGCGGCGCAGCGUAAGGCCUUCCUGGACACGCGCAACUGCAUCGCCGCCAGACUGCACAUGGAGGAUGAGAACGACAAGCUGCGCCAUCUUGAACUUCUAGUAUUUCCUUCCUCUUCAGCAUUUCUUUCUGCCGAGUAUGAGGUAUCAGUCAGCAUUGCUUUCCUCGCGUCUUUCGCUACAGGGACAAAGUCUGGUCUCCUCUGUGUUAUUUUCUUGUCGGCAAUGAUCUUAAAAUAA